AGAGGCCACGUUGGCAACUGAGGACGCUGCCGGAGCAGCCGCUUUGCGCUUGAGCUUUUGGGGCUGACUCUUGAUUUGCAGCAAGCAGCAGCAGCAGCAGCAGCUUCCGAGCGAGCAUGUCUUCGCCGCCUAAAGUCAAAACAGAGACCCGGGCUGGACACCCUCCUGCUGUCAAAGCUGGUGGAAUGAGAAUCGUGCAGAAACAUCCACAUGUCGUAGAAACCAAAGAGGAGAAAGAGAAGGAACAGGAGGACUGGGAAACUCCUGGCACCAGUCCACCUAAACCAACUGUGUUCAUUUCUGGAGUCAUUGCAAGGGGUGAUAAAGACUUCCCUCCAGCUGCAGCCCAGGUGGCUCAUCAGAAACCGCAUCCCUCUGUGGAAAAGCAUCCUCCCGCACAACAUGUCAACCAACACAUCCACCAACCUCGCAAAUGAAGCUCCUGUCCCAGGAUCCAGCCAUAGUGUUUACGGAUGGAAUGAUUAAGAGAUUUGUGCUACCAGAUCUUUUGAAAGUGGUAUCUCAUGCUUUUGCCUUAAUUGCCUAUGGUUUAAAUGGUUAAAAGGGGGUGGGGGUGGGAAGGGAAGAGUCUUCAGUCCUACAACUCAGCUGAAAAAAAACAUGUCCCUGUGUACUGCCAAUAAAAAAAAAAUGGUCAUAGAAAUGUAACGGGAUUGGGAAAACCUAGAUCUUUGAAUAAUUAUUUUAAACUUUUUCAUUUCUGGAUUUUGGCACUACUGGAAUGCAUUAGAUUGGGAGGGGAAGAGGUGUAUUACUUUUUGCUUGCCCUCUUCUGGUGAGAGGUUUUCAAUGUAUGAGUAAGACUUUUAGGGCAUCCUUGCAAUUAUUUUUAUUAUUUUCUUCUUCAUUUUCUCAAACAUGUUUGAGGAAGGGCCGGCGCAAUUAUUUUUAUUUUAGUCUAGGAUAUGAAAGGACCAGAAAUUUCUCAGAUGGGUAGAUCUCUCUUGCAAAGUGUGGGUCUUUAGGAGAUUUAUGUCGCAGCCUAGCCAAAGAUGAGCCAACUGGUUGGCCCAAAGUCUACAUUCCCCCC
Podarcis raffonei (Aeolian wall lizard) is the source of this 1051-nucleotide messenger RNA. RefSeq names its product death associated protein (gene DAP). The coding region runs from base 117 to 437 and encodes 106 amino acids. The transcript has 4 exons. The record is from RefSeq and is a predicted model, not a curated record. Lineage: Eukaryota; Metazoa; Chordata; Lepidosauria; Squamata; Lacertidae. Gene Ontology annotation, molecular function: death domain binding. Gene Ontology annotation, biological process: negative regulation of autophagy; cellular response to amino acid starvation; apoptotic signaling pathway.